UUGGCGGAAUCCGUAGAAACCACCCAUCGGGACUGCUGCGGGGGAUCUCACCCCGUAGCCAACACCUGGCUCACGCCCUCAACAGGCAAAAAGAGCGUCGCACCACCCCGCAGGGGAACCAGGGACAAGCCUGACUAUGCUCUGCAUUACCGCCAUCGAGACGGGCUCUUAGCGGUGCGCGGUCGAUUAUAUCGGCGGGCGUACGGUGUUUCGUUCCAAGCGUGCAGAGUGGCGGCGUGGCGGUAA
This is a messenger RNA of Danaus chrysippus (African queen), 246 nucleotides long. The record is from the annotation of a GenBank genome assembly. Lineage: Eukaryota; Metazoa; Arthropoda; Insecta; Lepidoptera; Nymphalidae.